Molecule: messenger RNA, 4727 nt
Organism: Oncorhynchus tshawytscha (Chinook salmon)
Lineage: Eukaryota; Metazoa; Chordata; Actinopteri; Salmoniformes; Salmonidae
Product: serine/threonine-protein kinase PAK 5
Biological process (GO): intracellular signal transduction; regulation of MAPK cascade; protein phosphorylation
Cellular component (GO): cytoplasm
Molecular function (GO): ATP binding; protein serine/threonine kinase activity
Source: RefSeq, a predicted model, not a curated record
UCCGGUCAGGGAGAGGACACAAGACACAGGAGACACACACACACACUGACACUGACACUCAGCAGCAGCGAUGGCACCAGAAGAUCUAAAGGAGGAUGUAGAGCAGAAAGCCUGAAGGGAGGAUGGAUGUGAAGAUUGUGAGUGUUUGGUUAGGACCGUCAGGGUGAAUAUCAUAGGGAAAGGAAAAAGGACGUGUCCUGGCUUAGGCUGUCUGGCUGUGCCCUGCCCUGGGCUUUUCUGGGGCUGCUGGCGUCGGCAGUUUUCCAGUAUGUCCUGUCGAUAUCUAUAGUAUCGUCUCUGACUGGGACUGAGCUGGGACAAACACACACUGCAGGACAGGACAGGGUAGCUCGCUAGCUGGAUAACACCUAGUACUUCAACUGCGAAUCGUCCUGAAUACCCAAUGCCAUCCAUCACUCUGGAUUAUGUUUUAUCUUCCUAAAUCUCUUUAUUAGGUUUAAAGAAGAAUACAUUUGGUAAUCAUACGUCCGGCAGUAUGUGUACAGUAGAAUAUGAAUAAUACUGGAGAAUAAACAGAACACAGACAGACACAUUGACUGCAGUUGGAGUGUACUGAUCUAGAUGGCUUUGGUUGAUGAAUACUUGUACAGAUUCUCAUGAUGUAGGACUAUUACCGCCUUGUGGAAUUCAAGCAUUUCUAUUGGUCGAGAGGAACUGUGACUGGGUUACCAGGUUUGUCCGGGUUUUCCAGCAUGUUUGGGAAAAAGAAGAAGAGGCUAGAGAUUUCGGCUCCGUCUAACUUCGAGCACCGGGUCCACACUGGUUUCGACGAGCGGGAGCAGAAGUUCACAGGUCUGCCCCAGCAAUGGCAGAGUCUCCUGGCAGACACAGCCAACAGACCCAAGCCCAUGGUGGACCCCUCCUAUAUCACACCCAUACAGCUGGCUCCUAUGAAGACCAUCGUUCGAGGGAACCGGCCCCCGAAGGACACGUCCAUCAAUGGUCUCCUGGAGGAGUUCGACAGCAUCUCUGUGACACGUUCCAACUCCCUGCGUAAAGAGAGCCCUACGGGCCCCCACCAGGCCGGGUCCGGCCCCCAAACCCCCUCCCACCACCCUCCACACCCCCACCCCAACGCCCCUGAGGAGAACGGCUUCAGCCACUACUACUCCCGCUACUCCUGUGACCUGGACACCUCCAGUAGGGACUUCUCUCUGGAGCCCUACAGGAAGGACGGUAAAGGCUUCGCUCUAGAUGGGGACUGGGCCGUGGGGAGACACUACCGCUUCCCCAAACAGAACGGCCACCUCACCCACGCCACCCGCGUCCCCUUCUACCCCGACGCCAUGCCUCAGAAGACCGAUUACGCCAAGCUGCCUCCGGACUACCACACGUACUUGGAGAGCAAGGUGGCGGGGGCGCGCUUGGCCGACGAGGUGGGAUCUGGGUCCGGGGUGGGAAGCGCAGGGGGGUCUGCCGGGUCCACGACAGGGGGGUACUACCGGGCGUCCGUAGGCGGUUCGUCCAGUCAGGACUACCGGGAUGCGUCGAUGGUGGGGACACCGUCGCGAGCCUCGCUGCACAGCGAGCAAAUCAACUACCCAGAUAGCGAGUGGAGCUACAGCGGCAUGUCCAGAGACGAGUACGAGAAGAGGCCUAAGUCGUCGUACGUGAUGCAGACCAGCCCCACGCCGGCCAUCCGACAGCGCUCCAGGUCGGGGUCCGGCCUCCAGGAGCCCAACGUGCCCUAUGGGGCCAGCGGGGCUUUUAAGAGUCCCCCUCAGACACACCCCUACAGCUCCUACACCUACCCACGCCUCUCAGAGACUCUCACCAACUCACAGGCCAUGGCCAAGGGUGAUUACGACCAGUCGUCUUGGGACGGGAGUCCCCAGGUCCCAGGGUCUGACACAUACCCGCGCGGGCCCCUCAAACUACCUCAAAGCCACAGCAAGCCCUCUGGCUACCCCCCCGGACUCCAGUACCCCCCUGUGUUCCACCACUACAAACCCUCCCCCUACCACCACCCACCCUCACAGCCCAGCCCGCCAUACACUCCACAGGGGGCAUACUCCCAGCCAUCGUCCCCUUACAUCCCCCCGGGGGCCUACCCCCCUCCCUCCUGGGGCUCCAGUUCAGAUGCCCAGCCCUCCAGGGUCUCCCACGAACAGUUCAGGGCUGCCUUGCAGCUCGUCGUCAACCCAGGUGACCCCAGGGAGUACCUGGAGAGUUUCAUAAAGAUUGGCGAGGGCUCGACGGGCAUCGUGUGCAUCGCCAGCGAGAAGCAUAGUGGCAAGCAGGUGGCCGUCAAGAAGAUGGACUUGAGGAAACAGCAGAGGAGAGAACUGCUCUUCAAUGAGGUGGUGAUCAUGAGGGACUAUCACCAUGAGAACGUGGUUGACAUGUACAACAGCUACCUGGUUGGAGACGAGCUCUGGGUCGUUAUGGAGUUCCUGGAGGGCGGGGCCCUGACGGACAUUGUCACUCACACGAGGAUGAACGAGGAGCAGAUAGCCACCGUGUGUGUGUCGGUGUUGAGGGCUCUGUCGUACCUCCACACGCAGGGAGUCAUCCACAGAGACAUCAAGAGUGAUUCUAUCCUCCUCACCAGCGAUGGACGCAUCAAGCUGUCAGACUUUGGCUUCUGCGCCCAAGUGUCCAAAGAGGUGCCCAAGAGGAAGUCUCUGGUGGGCACGCCCUACUGGAUGGCACCGGAGGUCAUCUCGCGGUUACCCUACGGCACAGAGGUGGAUAUCUGGUCGUUGGGCAUCAUGGUGAUAGAGAUGAUAGAUGGGGAACCCCCGUACUUUAACGAACCCCCUCUACAGGCCAUGAGGAGGAUACGAGACAACCUGCCCCCACGGCUAAAGGAGUCACACAAGGUAUCAUCGGUUAUGAGGGCCUUCCUCGACCUGAUGUUAGUUAGAGAGCCGUCUCAGCGAGCCACAGCCCAGGAGCUGCUCCAGCACCCCUUCCUCAAGCUCUCGGGCCCCCCAUCUUGCAUCGUCCCCCUAAUGAGGCACUACCGCCACCGCUGACCUGACCUCCCGCCACCAGGGCGGCGCCACACACCCUGCCAAACAAACACCCACAUGACCUGAGAGACUACGCCACUAAAACAAACACUCACACCUGUAACCGAGCAGUAGUUUAGCUAGAGGAAUUAUUUACAAAGAAAAGAUUAAAGAGAAACAUGAUAUCUUCUAUUUUGAAAAAUACUAUAUAAAGUUCAACACUGGAGCAUAGGGGACUGUACUGUAGGAGUCUCUUCUUCAGUCUUCUGUGGCAGGCUUAUUGCUUAUACGGGCGCCAAAUGCUAACAAAUGCGAGCCUCUUGGUUCGUACUCUUUGGCUUCACUAGGCUGCUAGACCAGUAGGGUGGGUCGUCCCAGUGCAGUUUCCUCUCUUACUAGGCUGUCUGUGAGUCCUGUAGAGUUGUACUGUAGUAGCCAUCGACUAGAGCGUAGACGGUGUGCAGUGAUCAGCUGACACUGCCUGGCUGGCAGCCGUGUUGAGGGACCUAUGAGAUACGCCCACCGCCCCCAGACAUCAGCAUUAGAUCUCAGAGCAAUCAGGAAGCAGCAUUUGGUGUUGACGAGUAUUUGGUGAUGUCUGAGUGGGGGCGGUGUGGGUGUGUCUUAGUCUGGCUAGAAGACAGGCUGUUCGCCUAUUGGUGGAAUAAAAACAUCGCUCUCUUCACUUCUCUUUUCUCACACUAACAGUGAAAAUGUAUUUUAGAGAAAUAUGUAAGUUUUUCUGUACAGUUUUGAUAAUUUGCAGUAUUUUAUUGUGUCGUGACCAUUGUGAUAUGGGCAGUAUUACAUAGAAAUCAGAGUUUCUGCGAAGAUCUUUCCUACUGUUUAUAAUAAUAAUCCAUUUUUUCAUUAAGAAUUUAACCCCUAACUGUUACAAAAAUGAACAUGAAUAUAUUUAUUAUCCCACAUUUGUGGACAGAACCUCCAUUGAGUGUGGAAAAAGGGUAAAGGCCAGAAUUUUGUAUGCUGUUUUAAAGUAUUUAUUUAUUUUUUUGAAUUGAAAGGUUUAUUUUUUGGUAGUGUGGCCUUUCUUUUUGUUUUACGUUUAUAAAUAUCAACAGCCAGACAAACAGUGAUGUUGAUUAUAUCAUACAAGCAAUACCCCAAGCAUAUCCAUCAUCACCAUCAUUUAUUCAUCUUUAUAAAAAAUUUCAUUUUUUACAAAUCCCACGUAGCACUGUUUGAGUGGAAAGAUAAGAGAAGAUAUCAGUUUAUUUGUAAAAGAGACAUUUAUUCUUUACCCAUCAUGACACUCCUAUAAAUUCAAUGGACACUCAUCCAAGACUCCUAUAGCAAUAUCUGAGCUUCUCAGUCUGAUACACACAGUGGUAAAAGGUCUGUUUUUCUACUCUCACACAUCCUGGCUGUCAUCUGUUCCUUAUCUCUCUCUCUCUCUGUCUCUCUCUCUGUCUCUCUCUCUGUCUCUCUCUCUCUCUCUCUCUCUCUCUCGCUCGCUCGCUCUCUCUCGCACACACACACACACACACACAAACAACUGUGCCGCGAUCUGAUUCUCAGUUCUAAUUGGAAAGUAUAACCCCAUUUAGUUUUUAACACAUCAUUCACUGUGAGAUGUAAAUAUGAACGUGUGUGUGUGCGUGUGUGCGUGUGUGUGAGAGCUGGUUUCGGGACUUGAAUGAGUACUACUAUCCGUGGUGUUGCUUGUACAGUGAUAUUGCAUGUUUGUUAUCAGUGAAGCUGGUUUCAAUUAAAAAAGCCCAUUAAAACAUU